Talaromyces stipitatus ATCC 10500 is the source of this 948-nucleotide messenger RNA. Its product is annotated as aspergillopepsin-2 precursor, putative. The transcript is spliced from 2 exons. The record is from RefSeq and is a predicted model, not a curated record. Gene Ontology annotation, molecular function: glutamic-type endopeptidase activity. Gene Ontology annotation, biological process: proteolysis. Bases 1 to 948 code for a protein of 315 amino acids. Lineage: Eukaryota; Fungi; Ascomycota; Eurotiomycetes; Eurotiales; Trichocomaceae.
AUGGCAGCCAAUACGACUCCUCAUCAUGACUUAGUCGCCUGGAAGUUACCACAUUCAGCGGCUGCAAGACCCGUCCUCUUUGACUUUGUCCUCAUCGAUCACAACCUCAACUCUUUCUUAUCUGCCUUUCAGACUCUCUUCAGUAUCACCAUCAGAUCGUCCUCCGUGACAAUGAAGUUCACUGCUACUACCUUUGCCCUCUUUGCAGCAAGUGCAUUUGCUAGCCCCUUAGGCCACGGCCUUGCUGCCCGUGUUGCUGGACGCAACCGUCUAUCGCACCCCAAGCAAACCAACAAUACCAAUGUUGACUAUUCCUCCAACUGGUCCGGCGCCGUGUUGACCUCGCCUCCAUCAGGCACCACCUUUACUUCCGUGUCCGCUCAGUUUACUGUCCCAACCCCUCAGCCCGUCAACGGCCAAGCAGGCUCAUCCUCCGCCUGGGUUGGUAUUGACGGUGACACCUACAGCGCCGCCAUUCUGCAGACCGGCGUUGACUUCAGUGUUGAUGCCAGCGGUGCCGUCUCCUUUGACGCCUGGUAUGAAUGGUUCCCGGAUUAUGCCUACGACUUUUCGGGCAUUGACAUCAGUGCUGGAGACGUUAUUGCUGUUUCGGUUGUGUCCAGCUCCAGCACCUCUGGAACAGCCACCAUCCAGAAUUUGAGCAAUGGCCAGACCGUCAACCAGGACCUCACCGCCCCUGACUCUUCCUCUGCUUUGGGUGGUCAGAAUGCCGAAUGGAUUGUUGAGGAUUUUGAGUCUGGUGGUAGCUUGGUUACCCUUGACAACUUCGGAACAGUUACUUUCACAUCUGCCUCAGCUGGUCUUUCCAACGGCGAAUCUGUCGGCACUGACGGUGCUGAUUUGAUUGAUAUCGAGCAGAAUGGUCAGGUUUUGACCACCGCUUCGACCCCAAGUUCUUCCGAGGUUGUUGUUACCUACUCUGGUUAA